GUUCUGCAGUCAGCGGGGCUGAGGCACAUUCCUGCACUGCAAGGCUUUCUGUUAAGGAUGUUUUGUGGCUUUUGUUUGGAUUGCAGCAUGCAGAAUUACAGCUGUUCAGAGGAGCCUCAUUACAACUCCUGCUGAAGCUCCUAAUCUUCCUCCCUUCUCUUCUGCCCCUACCCCCUACCCUCAUUGGCCUGAAGACAUUGUACCCAGAGUUUGCCUUACUCCCCUGGUGCUAUGUGUAUGGUAAACCUGGUACUAUGGCCGCAUCUGGGACUGGCCAGACAACUGCUGCUGGUUCUCCCUAUUCCAAGAAGGAUUUAAAGGGGAAUUGUACUGCAGGCAGUGCACCAGAGCAGCAUCAGGAGCUUGGGGACUAAGGUUCGUCUGGCAUUAUUACAGACCCACAGAGCUGACCGCAAUGACUGCAGCUGCUCCUCUGAACUGUUGGCAGCAGCCAAGCGGCAGCAUGAAGUGAGAGAUCACUCCCGAGCUCAAGAUGAACUCUACCUUGGAUGGUAAUCAGAGCAGCCACCCUUUUUGCCUCUUGACAUUUGGCAAUUUGGAAACUGUCGAUUUUUGCCUUUUGGAAGUAUUGAUUAUUGUCUUUCUCACUGUAUUGAUUAUUUCUGGCAACAUCAUUGUGAUUUUUGUAUUUCACUGUGCACCUUUGUUGAACCAUCAUACUACAAGUUAUUUUAUUCAGACUAUGGCAUAUGCUGACCUGUUGGUUGGGGUCAGCUGCCUGGUCCCUUCUUUAUCACUCCUCCACUACCCCCUUCCAGUGGAGGAGUCUUUGACUUGCCAGGUAUUCGGUUUUGUAGUAUCCGUUCUGAAGAGUGUCUCCAUGGCCUCUCUGGCCUGUAUCAGCAUCGAUAGAUAUAUUGCCAUCACUAAACCUUUAACCUAUAAUACCCUGGUUACACCUUGGAGACUACGUGUGUGUAUUUUCCUGAUUUGGCUAUAUUCCACCCUGGUCUUCCUGCCUUCCUUUUUCCACUGGGGCAAACCUGGAUAUCAUGGAGAUGUGUUUCAGUGGUGUGCAGAGUCCUGGCACACUGACCCCUACUUCACCCUCUUCAUUGUGGUGAUGUUGUAUGCCCCGGCAGCCCUCAUUGUGUGCUUCACCUAUUUCAACAUCUUCCGCAUCUGCCAACAGCACACAAAGGAGAUCAGCGAAAGGCAAGCCCGCUUCAGCAGCCAGAGUGGGGAGACUGGGGAGGUACAGACCUGUCCCGAUAAGCGCUAUGCCAUGGUCCUGUUCCGAAUUACUAGUGUAUUUUACAUCCUCUGGUUGCCAUACAUCAUCUACUUCUUGUUGGAGAGCUCCACUGGCCACAGCAACCGCUUCGCCUCCUUCUUGACCACCUGGCUUGCUAUUAGUAACAGUUUCUGCAACUGUGUCAUUUAUAGUCUCUCCAACAGUGUCUUCCAAAGGGGACUAAAGCACCUCUCAGGGGCCAUGUGUACUUCUUGUGCAAGUCAGACCAUAGCUAAGGACCCUUACACGGUUAGGAGCAAAGACCCCCUUAAUGGAUGCCAUAUCUGAAGUGGUUCAGACACUGAGUCACUGUGGUGUGUGUGUGUGUGUGUGUGUGUGUGUGUGUGUGUGUGUUUCCGUUUUAUCUCUGUAUUCCUAGUUCACUAGGAAAUCUGGGACAAAAUAAUUAGACUCUAAGCAAUAGCAAACAAAUGAUCCAUCGAAAAUACCUUCUCAGUUUGCAGAAAUUAUUUUCUAAAAAGUGUUUUGGCAUCAGGAGAAUCAGGACUGUGAAGAUAAAUUGCUCUUGGUUCCAGUUUUUGUAAUGUCAUGGAAAUGACUACAUUUUUAAGAUUUAAAAUAAAUAAAGCCAUAUCUAACACCU
Molecule: messenger RNA, 1859 nt
Organism: Odobenus rosmarus divergens (Pacific walrus)
Lineage: Eukaryota; Metazoa; Chordata; Mammalia; Carnivora; Odobenidae
Gene: GPR21
Product: G protein-coupled receptor 21
Exons: 2
Coding region: 494-1543 (349 amino acids)
Biological process (GO): G protein-coupled receptor signaling pathway
Cellular component (GO): membrane
Molecular function (GO): G protein-coupled receptor activity
Source: RefSeq, a predicted model, not a curated record